Mizuhopecten yessoensis (Yesso scallop) is the source of this 9846-nucleotide messenger RNA. Its product is annotated as structural maintenance of chromosomes flexible hinge domain-containing protein 1-like. Gene Ontology annotation, molecular function: protein binding; ATP binding. The record is from RefSeq and is a predicted model, not a curated record. Bases 7 to 6159 code for a protein of 2050 amino acids. NCBI's taxonomy places the organism in Eukaryota, Metazoa, Mollusca, Bivalvia, Pectinida, Pectinidae. Gene Ontology annotation, cellular component: chromosome. The transcript is spliced from 50 exons. Gene Ontology annotation, biological process: chromosome organization; double-strand break repair.
ACGAAAAUGGCGACUUCCAGGAGAAGCGUGGGGAAUACGAGUGCUCAGUUAGAAGACGAUGAUGCAUUCGUUUAUGUUUUUGAUCGAAGAGACAGCGAUGUACCUGAAAUCAAAAUUCCAACCGGAGGGCUUUUUACUUACGUAGAUUUUAAAGCGCGUGUCCGUGAAGCACUUGGGAUUAAGAAGUCAGAGUCUUUUGUUAUAGCAACGACUAACCGUGAAGAGAUUAAAGAUGAUGAUUCAUGGGAUAUUAUUGACAAAGGAGAUACACUGUACAUAUUGCGAAAUAUUCAGCAGGAGUUAUGUGCCCCUGCACAACAAAGGGUCAGUUAUCUGCCCCAUUACGACACCAUUGUCAAAGGUGGCAUGUAUGAAUAUUACGCCUCAGAGGGACAAAACCCACUUCCCUAUGCAUUUGCUGAGUUGAUUGACAAUGCCUUAGCUGCAACAUCGAACAAUCUGGGAGCACGCUCCAUUGAAAUACGUCUGCACUUUGACGACAGUAACCCCAGUAAGAACUGCGUCUAUGUGAUAGACAAUGGGAAAGGCAUGACGCCACGACAGCUCAACAACUGGGCCAUCUACCGACUCUCCAAAUUCAUCCGCAAGGACAAGCGAGGCAAAGUACUCUCCUGGAGAAGUGUCGGUGAAGAGGAUGAUGAUAAAAAACAGGCUCAGAGUUCAGCAUACACCCCACUCUCCCUCAACAGCGAUAUCUCCUACUUUGGUGUUGGAGGAAAGCAGGCCAUCUUCUUCAUAGGAAACUCAACCAGGAUGAUUACAAAACCCAUUGAGUCAAAGGAUGUACACGAACUUACUAUAUCAAAGGAAGAGUUUCAGAUGAAAGAGAAAAACCAGGAGGCCAUAUACAGUGGUUAUAUCCGGAACAGGAAGCCUGGAGACAGUUCUCACAUAGCUGCGGAGGACGAGAUUCUAGGGAAGGUGAUUGAGGAAGAGAAGGAACGAGAACACUUCACUGUGGUCGAGAUUCACGGCAUCAACCAACAGCAUAUGUCCUAUCUCAAACUACACAUGAAACAGUGGACAAGGCAGCUCGCCCAUAUAUACCAUUACUACAUUCACGGUCCACGGGGAAAUAUCGACGUAGAGGAAGUCAACUCUGGACGAAUACCCAGUCCCUUCAAAAACAUCGACAUUGAGGUGAAGCUAUUUACAAAGGGCCAUCCCCACCCUCGCGUUGUGAAUCUACGGGAUGUGGACGACGACAUGCAGACUCAGUUCCUACGCACCGCAGCCAAUACGUUUGAGUUCAAGGCCAGUGUGGAGGGGUCAGGGGUCGUGGAGGGGGUACUGAGGUAUCACCCCUUCCUGUAUGACCGAGAGACUUAUCCCUCUGACGCCAAUGAUCCCAGAAUUGAACCUGAAGCAUUUGAUGACCAUGACUAUGCCAUCAACGACCGCCCAGCUAGAGGGAGACGCCCCGUGUUUGAGUGUUACUGGAACGGCAGACUCAUCCCCUACACUUUUGUAGAGAAUUUUGACUGGUGUGCCGAGCCGAAGAAGAGUAGGACUUUACCAUUGGAAUGUUACAACAGAAUUUCAGGUGUGUUGUUUACAAAUGACCAUUUCCAGGUGAGCACAAACAAGCUCACUUUCAUCGAUUUGGAAAUGAGGUUACGAGAGAAGAACACGGUGUAUUCACAUCUUGUCAAUGGACAGGAGAAGAGAACGGCAAUAGAUCGUGAGUUUCUGACUUGGAUUAAGGAAUGCCACGAUCAGAGUGACAAACAGAUCCGCUUCUCACAUUUCAAAGGUGUUGUGACCCGCCAUGACUUGCCCAAACACAAACAAUAUCCCUGGUCAGUGUACGAACAAGUGGACUGGGAUGGCAAGGCCUUCAAAAAAGGUCAACUGGUGAGGAUACAACGAACUGUGCCGAUGUUGCUAGGUACCAUCAAACGUUUCCUGCUGUACGGCGAGAAUGAAGGCGACGAAUACGCGACAGGUGGUGACAUUGAGGUCAGUCAGGAGCCGAAGUCUAUGUACGACGAGGAGAAAAUUGUGCCCCUGUCCAAGCUUGAUCGCACCUGUUCCUCGCAGUCUGUCCGCAGGCACAUUGACGAGGAGGAGGCAAAAUUACCGUCUACUCUGAUUGUAAACUGGCCAGAGGGAUACGAAGUGAAGCAGAAUGAGAAAAGGCCGGCAGGGAAAACAGUGGGUGACAUCAAAGUCCAGAUAGCUAACAAGAAAGGCGAACUGAUCAGCAAGCUGCCUGGGACAGCUGCUGUGUCCAAGAAGCUCCUGGUCGAACUCAAGGUUGUGUGGCAUUCUGGCAGUGGCGAUGAAAUCAUGGUAUCCCACAUCAGUCAACACGGCAAGAACUGGCCGUACUGGUUCAGGAAGAUGGAGAACAUAAAGAAUCUGGGAGCCCAUACUUUAUCAUUACAAGUGGUACUGAAUGAGAGUGGAGCAAACACCUACGCUGGCAAGCCACUACCCUCACACAAGAUCAAGUUUCAUGUCACUGAGGCGGAGCCGGAGAAGUUCACAGUGGGGAUGUUAGACGGUCCGUUCAGAGUUGGAAUUCCAUUCCAGAUUCCCCUGGAGUUUCAGGACGAGUUCAACAACCACAGCAAACCUUCCAUCAAGUUUACCCCGCAACUGGAGGCCAGUGGGCUGGAGCUAAACUACGAGUCAACACAGGUGAAAGGUUUUAACCUGAUCAUCAAGGGGAUCGUGGCCAAAGGAACUGUGGCAGGCAGUGCUGGAAAGAGUUUCAUCAUGACCAUAAAAGUACCAGGACUGGAACAAGACAGUCAGACUCUCAAGAUCAGACUUUUACCAGGUCCGCCCCACAGUCUGUUUGUGGAUUGUGACGAGGAGCUAGAAAUAGAGAAUGGCAAGGCGGUGGCUUACAAUGUGGAAGUACGAGAUCAGGCCGGCAACCCAACGAGUGACGCCAAAUUAGUUGUCACAUGUAAGUUUGCUGGUGUGUCGGGCUUGCCUACCUAUGCAUUAGACUGCUCUGGGAGUGGCACUGGUACCCUGACUGGUGAUCCCAUCAACCUGAAACAGAUUAAGGACUUCCAGAAAAUCACAGCCUUGAUAGAGCUCCAGAAUCACAAGGAGGUUGGCAUAAUGGAGAGAACUAUAAAAGUGUUACCUAGCAACCGUGUUGCAAACAUCCAGGUACAGAUCAAGAAUGAGGAUGGCAAGACAACUACGCUGAAGUCUGGGGGUUCGAUAACUGGCCGAGCUGGCGACCACAUCAGCAACAUCAGUUUCUCGCUGUCAGAUGAAGCUGGAAGAAAAUUGGAACUAGAUGAAAAAUUAGCUUCAAAAAUAAAAGUUAACUGGGUUCAGAAGAUUCCGAGGGACACUGUUGUGGAGGGACAUCUACCGGACAUCAAAGUACCCGCAACCCUACAGGACACCAAAUACUGUCAAGUCACGGUACAGGACUCGUCCAAUAUAGACUUCUCCUUUACGGUCACGCCCACACCCACGGACCCUAACCAAAUCAAGUGUAAAUGUGGUGGUUCCAGUAAAAUUCGCAUUGGGGAGACACUUGAGGCGCCGAUCAUCGUCACUAUCAAGGACAAGUUUGGAAAUGAGAUCACAGACCUCCCCAAAAACACAUCUCAGGAGGUACAGGUCAGUGCGGAUGGCCUUAGGAGCAAUGAGGUCAAGGUGACAUAUUCCAAGGGAAAGUUCAGUAUACAGUCAGUGACACUAGAGGGAGGUAAGACCGGGACAAGAGACUUGAAAAUUACAUGGAGAGAAUUCCGAGAUUUUGUCAAAUUAGAAUUGACCGCUGGACCCCCCACAAAGCUAUCAUUACCUGGCUGGGAUGCUAACGAGACGGUGACUGUGCUGAACGAGAACAAACUUCCCCGCCCCCUCGUGGUACAGUUGAUAGAUGAAGGAGACAAUGAGGUUCAUAUGGCCGAUAUCAAGAUACAGCUGGCCAAGGAUCCCAAGAUUAAGUUUGUGCCGUUCCUGAUGCCGAAGAAGUCUAAUGAAAAUGGACAGGUAGAUUUCGGGACAGUGGCUGUUACAGGACAGAGAGGGAAAUAUGAGGUGGAACCGCGGGCAUUUGUUUCUGGUGAAACUAUUGUCGGCCCAAAGCUGACCAUUCUCAUUCAGCCUGAUAUGACGCGACCUGUUGAGAUGAAGAUUGAAUAUAACAAGAAAGCUAUGUUCCAGGUUGGAGAGAUGAUGCCAGAGUUCACAAUUCGAAUCCUUUCGGAGGAUGACCAGCCAAUGAAGGGAGCCAAGGCUACCUUUCUGUCUAUGAAGCUCUGGAAAAUGGAUGUGCGCACCCAGAACACCCCUCCCUCCCGGGCAGUGUCAUUCAGUCCAGAGGCAGUUAAACACAACCCUGGUGUUUUCCUUUUCAAAGAAAGGAAGAUCCCGGAGUUGUCCGGAAUACACAACAUCAUGAUAACGUACUACGAUGGCAGAUUCGAACUCUUCAGCAACGUGAUAACAGUGGAUGUGAAGCCAGGUGCUCCAGUAAAGCUUGGAUCCAUGGAACAGCCGGGCACACCUACCGUAUCCAACACGCACAACGCCGCAGCACGCUGUGUCAUACGGAGCCUCAAAGUCGACCUACGGGACGAAUUUGACAAUCCGGCAGGUUUAGGGUACAGUGGUAAAAUCAACUUGGAGAUAAUGGGCCCCCCUGGAGUCACUGAGAUACCGUCCUUUGUCGGGGGCAACAGAACGCUCCAGUUUACCCUGAACAACGGCCAGUGUGUGCUAUCUAAUCUAACCCUAGCAGAAAAUUCCGCCGGAAAAGAUGGUUACGAGUAUUUCCUCAAGUGUGUAGUGGACUGUGAUUUGAUUCCCCGUAAUAAAAGUAUUCCACCUCUGUGCAUUCCUUUCCUCUUCUACAACGAUGCCAAAAAACAGUCUCAGAUGACCUCGUUGUCACGACAGCGAGAUGACCUCCGUGCCGUUAUUAAAACCUACAAGUCCUUGUUUGAAACCACAGAACAACUAGUCAAGGAGCUCAAAAUCUCUGUACACGAAGCUCAAGUGGAAGAAAAUAAGAUCAGAGAAGAACUGCGAAAACAAAAGGUUCCUCUUGUCCAUUUGCAGAACUUAGCCAGUGUUGAUAAACUUCUAGAAGAAAAAACCAGGAGUCGUGAACAAGUCCGGACAGCUAAACGGAGAACAUGUGGUCUGGCAGAAGCUCCUCCAGACAAUGAGAUUCUUGGCAAGAUCGGUCACCUUGGCCAGAUAGAGGAUGAAGCUAUUGCUCGUGUGCUGUCCUGGCACAUGUCUGCUGAUAUGGACUGUGUUGUCACUCUAACCAACAAAAAGGCCAAAGAGGUGUAUGCACAGACCAACGGCAAACAGCAAGUUUUACCAAUUGACUCAAUAUUUAAGAAAAAUCUUCCAGAUUGGAGAAAACCUUUACCUCAUGUGAAAUACAAACCGAACUGGCAUCCCCGUGGUAACCCGAUGUAUGCCAGGAACCUUAUCAUAUUCCCACAGAAUGAAGAAAAAUGCAAGAUAGUGAUUGGAAUGCUGUUGGGCGACACCCUGAUCCUGGAUAAUUUAGACCAAGCUAACGAGUACAGACAGGAGCUGGUGAAAUACACACACUGCCCUACAAUCCUGACACGUCAGGGUGACAGGAUCCGUAGCAACGGGAAAUUUGGAGGUCUCAUGAACAAAGCUCUGUCUAUAGACAAACUACGAGGGGCUGUGUUUAGUGAACCUCUGCCAUUCACCUAUCACGAAUUAUCCAACCAAAUCGAUUUGCUCCAGAACUAUCGUGUUGGGAUGACAAAGUCGGGGAAGGCCAAGAGUGAGCUGGCAGAGCAGGUGGCCCACAUGAAGCUACCAGAGAUGCAGGAGAAAUAUAAAGAAUGUCGUGACACCGAAGUCGAGCUCAGAGACGUUGAACAAAAACUAGGUGUGACCAUGUCUACCCCAAGGAUUCCUGCAUCCGAGAGAGUCAAAACAAUGCGCCCACCUCCAAGCUCUGAUGAAGGUCCAUCAAUAUCCAAACGGCCGAAAACGGCUGGCAGCACUACACCGCAACCAACCAUUGCCAACGGAAGCACAACUCCAAGCUCUGCCUCCACCUCCAGUAUUCUGGGCACACCGACACGGAAAAGUGGUCGGCUAGCAUCCAUGUCUCCAGUCACGUCAGAAGAUGGCAAGAAACGAUUAAGAAGGACGUAGCACAGAUCAAACCAUUUAGCAAUGUUCGUAGAGUUUCUGUUCCGGUGGUAUUUGGGGAUUGUGUUCUCAUGUACUUAUUGUGGUCAUGCUAGUUUUUGAAUCUGAACAAGUUUAUUGCAGUUUAGAAAAUUCAAAUGUUUUAAUAAAUUGAUCUUAUGUUGGCCAGGAGAACAGACCAUUUGAUAUAACGGUAACAAUAACAGAACAUUUUUACGGAUUAGGGAAGGGUUGGUUUUUAUUUCUUAUCACUUUGUUGAAGGAGACUUAGGUAACUGAUAUUUAAUACUUAAUGUUUUCCACUGCACAUCUUCCAUGUUUUUGGUUAUUUGAUUAGUUAAAAUUAAAGAAUGAACCAGUUCUAACAAUUGUUUUGCCUAAUUAGGAUCUAGUGAUGUGGUCAACAAAAUUUUGAAAAAUAAAAAAUAAUUUUUAUCUUGCAAUCAGACUUUUUCAUAUUUCAGUUUUGUCCUUUUUGCUUUUCAACAUGAGAAAAAUCCAACAUGGGUGCUUUUAUUUUGAUCUCGGAAAACUUACAGUGUAAAGUUAAUAUCAGGAGGAUGGGCUACUUUUAACACUGCAGAAAUAUAUUAUGAAAGACACAAGGGUGAAAAUUGUGAGGAAAUAUAAUGGUUUAUAAAGCAGAGUUAUGUCCCUUCGCUCUACCAUGAAACCAUUGUUGCUGAGUUUUAAAGUGGACAGUUUCUUCUCGGAUUCUUUCUUUUUCAUUUGCUCAACAGUUCAAUGACACACUAUGUGGUAUGGUAAAAGGCUGGCUACCUGUUCAUUUUGUUAUCAACUCGGAGCUGAAUUGAGAACAAAAAUGUGGAGAGUAAAUGAAUAAAAUAAUAAACAAUAUUUCUAAAACUUAUUGGAUGGAUGUAUCAUGACUCAACUAUUGGGUCUGUCCAAAAGGGGUCAAAUGUUAAAUCAUUAUAUGUAUAAACUCAUUAACCCCUGAAAACACAUUUGAACUCUUCCAAUUUAAAGUUCCAAUUUAAAGGAUGGAAUAGUUGAUCAUGAAAUUUCAGGGGUGAAUGAGUUAAGGUAAUGUUCAGACCUAUUACUGAUGUGUCACAUUAACUCGGUCCCCCAAACCCCACCCCCUCUGUAAGUGGAUUCCGUAUUGGCAGAUCACAUUAACUCCAAAUGUGACAAGACUUACAACUGACACUUGUACAUCAACAUCAUCUAGUCUUUCAGGUUCGAGGCCUACGUGGAGCAGUCUCCAGGGACUGGCCCGGCUUUCCUCAAAACCUUGCACGUCCUUAAAUGACCAUAGCUGUUAAUAGGACAUAAAACACCAACAAACCACAUAGAUACUCUAACACCAUUUCAUACACAAUCAGGUAAUUCCGGCCACAUCUCUGUUAUACAGACCCCAUUAGCCUCUUAAGGAUAAAUGUAAUAUCGGAAUCUCAGGUAAUUUCAUAAUUAUUGAAGUUAAACUGAAAUCUUCUUGUUGUUUUUGAUUCACCAUCAUUUUGAGGUGGGGGGAAAAAUCAUUUGGAAUUACGAGGGGGAAAAUUGUUCAUGAAUUUUUUUUUAAUUCUUUAAAUUAGUUCUGUAAAUGAAUCCGGUGUUGACGCUCUUCAUAACAAGAGCCCAUGGUACGGUUAUAGAUAUAUUUGGCAGCUGUGAUAUCACUUCCACCUGUCUAUAUAAAUUACAACGGUGUUGAUAAUGCAUUUCACUUAUUGUACGUAUAUAUAUAUACACGAGUGUAAAAGAAAACGUCUAAAAGGAAGAUCACUAUCAAGGCAUGAUUUCAUUGUUUGAAUUAGAAAAAAGUUUAAAAUGAGUUUUCAAAAUGCUCAUAUCAGAUGUGAUGAGUUUGAGAUGAAGAAACUAAAAAGUUAAAAAAGUUACAGAUUAAUGUUACUUUGCUGAUGUGAAUUUAUAAUUAUUGGGUUCCUUUCAUCGGUAAGAAAUUGUGUGCAAUAAUCGGCUAUUAUUUAACCUUCCAUUACAAAUCUGUAUGUUAAUCAUUUGUUCCUCAUCAUGUGUUUGUCAGGAUUCAUUUGCAUCAAGCUUUAUAAGCAAAUUUCAAGUUAAAGGAUAGAUUGCACAACCUGUGAGUGAUUUGUAUUUAAGUUGUCUCCCUUGUGUUUCUCUGUUGGUGAGUUGUCUCCCUUGUGUUUCUCCGUCCGUGAGUUGUCUCCCUUGUGUUUCUCUGUUGGUGAGUUGUCUCCCUUCUGCUUCUCAGUCAGUGAGUUGUCUCCCUUAUGUUUUUUCAGUCAGUGAGUUGUCCGCCUUGUGUUUCUCAGCCGAUUUGAAAUGAGUAAAUACAGACUAAGGUGUGGCGUAACAUUAAUAGUAGAAAACUUAUCUGUGAUCUAUACUAAGCUCCAAUAUCACAAUUUCAUCAGAAUAUGCCAAACCUGGCUAAUCUGCAAGUGAAAUAACUGUAUACUGGGAAAUUUUUCGCUGCAGUAUAAUGUUUUUCGGAGUUAUCGUUAAAGUGAAAUAAUGAGUUUCAUCCUAGUUUUGUUUGAUUGUGCUCCUGAACAAGGUUUAUAUUGGGGUGUCCAAAAUGUCCCUACUGAUCACAAUUGUAAAGUGUUAAAAUUUAUUUAUCGGUUACAAUAAAACUUAUAUAUCGGUAGUUACUCUUGCAUGUCUUAUAGUUAAUUAAGCUAUCUACACUUGAGUACUGGAAUGUACAUCUCCUUGUGUAGGUGAUCUCAAAACCUGAUAUUGCCUGUUCGCAAAACCAUAACUAACCCAAAAUAUUUUUAAUUUUAUCCCGUAUUCUGUUUUGCUAAAUUCAAUGUCAUUUAUAUUAAGUCGAACUGGUGAUGAACUGAAGCAAUAAGACAUGACAGAUCAGACCAACUGUAAAUAAUGUAACUUAGAAAAUGGUAUACUCGGACGUUUUCGUGAAUUUAGCCUGAAAAGGUGAAUUUCUGGUCAAAGCGUAUGACAGAGGAAACAAUUUAGGUAAACUCAAACAAUUUUAAAUUAGGAACUUUAAUAUAAAGACAAUUUUAAAAAUGCUGCUCAGAUAAUCAGACUUUCCUUUUGACUCCAAUAACCAACUUCAAGCUGGAUUUCAUUCUGGCCAUGUUUACAUGAAAUCUAUUAAGAAUAAAUUUUGUCUUGUAGCCAAAAGUUGUCAAUUUCUAACUUCUUUCUAUUGACUUAAAAUACCACUGAUGAUUGCAACAGACAAAAUGACCAUCUGGUGUAGUAAAUUUUUUUACUUUGCUUGGCUAUAUACAUUGACUUGUAAAAGUUUUGAAAAGUUUUAAAUAAAUGCUUCCUUAACUCAUUCACCCCUGAAGACACAUUUGAACUCUUCCAAUUCAAUAGUUGGAGGAGUUCAUUAUGAAACUUCAGGGUUCAAUGAGUUAAUUCAUAUUUCUAGUUAUUAUUGUACCAUCAAAAACCAUUGCCAUUGUAUUUUGUGUUUGAUCCAUAUGAUGUCAUCCUUUUGAGUGUACACAAUUUAUAUGACAUCACAUUUGACAGUGAUCUCCGGUAACAGCUGUUGUCAUGGUGAUCUGAUGUACAAAUGAUGUCGGUGCAGAACAAUACAAAUAUGUCAUGCUGUCAAAAUGUAACAUUGUGUUAACUUCCUGUUAUUUUAGACUUGUGUUGGCUAUCAAUGUCAUCAAAUUUUAGUUUCAUUAAUUGUAUAUUUUAUAAAUUGAUAUAUAUAUAUAUGACAAUAAAAAUGUUGGAAAUUAC